Neurospora hispaniola is the source of this 429-nucleotide messenger RNA. RefSeq lists its product as uncharacterized. NCBI's taxonomy places the organism in Eukaryota, Fungi, Ascomycota, Sordariomycetes, Sordariales, Sordariaceae. The transcript is spliced from 16 exons. Bases 1 to 429 code for a protein of 142 amino acids. The record is from RefSeq and is a predicted model, not a curated record.
AUGGCAGCUAUAUUCCGAAUUGCAGUAGAAGAAUUUAGUGAAGGCUUUCACGAAGCACUUCAAUUUGCCUACUAUACCUUUAUUUCUGAUUGUUUUUCCAGUAUUCAAGGCUUUUUAUCGGCCCCUAUUCCGGCUAUAAUCUAUUAUUUCGCAAAUUUCUCCUACUUUAUUAUAUUUAUUAAUAGGGGGUAUAGGGUUGCUAUUGCGGUCUUUUCCGGGGAGGAAGUCCCAGCGGACAAUUAUUCUACCGGCGCCAUUAUCGAUAUAUAUUUCGUUUAUACCCUCGUAUUUAUCGAAGUUAGGUUUUACAGCAAUACGGAGUAUAUACCGUUAGAGAGGUUUGAGGCGGAGGCGGUCGUCGCCGGCGCAGUCCUUAUUAUAAUAGUAGUAGUGUUUAGGAGUAUUCUUACUAUCUAUUAUUGUGCUUAA